This is a messenger RNA of Physella acuta, 1172 nucleotides long. RefSeq names its product PIH1 domain-containing protein 1. Gene Ontology annotation, biological process: box C/D snoRNP assembly; rRNA processing. Lineage: Eukaryota; Metazoa; Mollusca; Gastropoda; Physidae. The record is from RefSeq and is a predicted model, not a curated record. Gene Ontology annotation, cellular component: R2TP complex; cytoplasm; ribonucleoprotein complex.
AGCAGAAGAGUCUAGAAUCUCCAAGGAAAACUUUUACUGAUUAUCAGAGAAACAUUAGAUUUUUUUCUAUUUCUCUAUUCAUUAAUAGAUUAACUGUAGUCGAUCUAAAUAUAAUCAGUUAUAGACUAUCUUAUAUCCAUAAUGAACAGUGAAUUAUUUGAUUCUGAAAAGAAAGAAGAAGAAAUAGCCAAUACAUUUUUAAAGCAACUUCUUUUAAGCAAGGAAAACAAAACUGCUACAGAAACUCAGAAUGGAGGAAUACCCACGAUAACAAUUAAACCAAAGCCAGGGUCGUGUAUGAAAACAAGAACAGAUAAAUGUGAAAAGGUGUUUAUAAAUAUCUGUCAUUCUGAGAAUGUGCCUGAACCUAAAGACCUGACAGAGGAUGAGUUGCUCAAAGUUUUGGAGUCUGAAGACCCAACCCAUUUUAGGAUACCAAUGAGUAUUGGAGAACCUCAUGCUGAGCUAGAUAAAUCUGGAGGGGGCUGUACAGUGUAUGAUGUUGUGAUCCACCCAAAUUUCAUGAAGAAGAUUGACAAGAGCCAGCUGUUUAAAACAUUUUUCCUAACCUUGAUGUGUGAGGGGAUAGAGAGUAAAUAUGAUAUUUUACUCAAAAGAGACUGGAUUUUUCUGAAGAAUAGAAAGUGUAUUGGCAAGCUGGCGGAACAACAAAUUAGAACAAAAUCUAAACCACUUAUAAUGGAUAUGGAUGGCACUGAAGGAUACCAGCUCCCCACUCAGCAACCAGAAAAAAGAAAUUUGAUUGAGGAAAUGAAACAGCAAGAACAAGAACUACAGAAAAAAGCACCUGAGCCCAGUUUUACAAUCGUCCAAGAGCCUCCAGAAGGACACCCUGAUUUUUUGGUGGCUGAAAUUUCACUCCCUAAUAUUAAAACUGCCCAGUCUUUGACCCUGAAUGUUGGGGAAGACAGACUCAUGUUGACCACAAGAUCACAUGUUUAUUACCUUGAUAUUUUCCUGCCUUUUGAUUUGCUAUUUGAUGAAUGUGGUGCCCAGUUUGAUAGAAAUUGUAAGAUUCUCACAGUAACCAUGCCAGUAAAACCACUAGCAGAGAGAUGAUGCAUUGUGGGUCUGAUUCUGUCAAGCAUUUAUCAAGAUAAUUUUGUACAUUUUCAACCAGUUUUCACUGUGUUCAUAACCCUGUGAAACAA